AUGAAGCGUCUCAAGGCUGAUACGGAAAUGCUCUACCCUGAGAUAAUUGUAGAAGUGGGCAAAGUGACUCUUGGAGAAGACAGCAGGAAGAAGAUGACCAACAAGUAUAUGAAGAGAACUGAGAAUUCUAAAAUCAUCGAAGCUACGUGUGCACUGUUAAAUUCUGGAGGGGGCAUCAUCAAAGCAGAGAUAAAUGAUAAACACUAUAGUUACCGAUGCCAUGGGCUGGGACAGGAUCUGGAAACUUCUUUUCAAAAGCUCCUUCCUUCAGGGUCACAGAAAUACCUUGACUACAUGCAGCAGGGGCACCAUUUCAUGAUUUUUGUGAAGUCAUGGAGGCCAGAUGUCUUCAGCCUCCCUCUAAGGAUUUGCAGCUUGAACUCCAAUUUAUAUCAGAGAGCUGUGACUUCCACUAUCAACCUGAGUGCCAGCGGUGCCCUAGAGCUUCUCCGAGAGAAGCAGUCUAGAGCCCAGAGAGGAAGAUCAAGGGUGAAGGAGCUGCAGUCUCAGAAAGCUCCUGACAAAUACAUUCAGGAAGAGGAAGACAUGAGGAUGUCUGCCUCAGAAUUUUUUAAAAAGGACAGACUCAUGUAUAAGGAGAAACUCAACUUUACUGAGUCAACACAGGUCGAGUUUAAAAGGUUCACCACCAAAAAGAUUGUGCCUCGGAUUAAAGAAAUGCUGCCUCAUUAUGUUUCUGCAUUUGCCAACACCCUCGGGGGAUACCUAAUCAUUGGGGUGGAUGAUGAGAGCAAAGAAGUGUUUGGAUGUAAGAAAGAAAAAGUGAGCCCUGACUUAUUAAAGAAAGAAAUAGGAAAUUGCAUAGAAAAAUUGCCUACGUUCCACUUCUGCUGUGAGAAGCCGAAGCUGAAUUGCACUACCAAAAUCUUAAACGUGUACCAAAAAGACGUCCUGUAUGGUCAUGUCUGUGUGGUUCGUGUGGAGCCCUUCUGCUGUGUAGUAUUCACAGAGGCCCCGGACUCUUGGGUCAUCAGGGACAAUUCUGUCACCAGGCUGACGGCUGAAGAGUGGGUAGCCAUGAUGCUGGAUAUUCAAUCAGCUCCUUCCGGUCUGGCCGCAGACUACAGCCUUCACGUGAUUUCACCAGCUUCGUCUGCACUAAGAUGCCCAUCAUUUCCCAUCAAAGUCCUGGACUUUAAGACAGCUCUACAACAACGCUUUUUCCCAGUGACACAGGAAGAGAUACAAUUUAAACCAGAAUCCCUCUGUAAGAAGCUCUUCUCAGAUCAUGAAGGACUGGAGGAAUUAGUGAAGACACAGAUAUAUCCUUGCUCUCCGGGGACUGUGAUAAUAUUUUCCAGGAGCUGGGCUGGUGAUGUUGGCUUAAGGAAGGAGAAGAAUGUCCUGUGUGAUGCUCUCCUAGUAGCCGUGAACAGCCCCCUGGUGCUCUACACAAUCUUAAUAGACCCCACGUGGGUUGGAGGGCUUGUGUAUGCCCGAAACACUGCUCAUCAGUUAAAGCAGAAACUGGGAACUGUCGGUGGUUACACAGGGAAAGUGUGUGUCAUCCCGAGGCUGGUGCACCUGCCCAGCACACAGUGUAGACCUGAUGAAACCCCCGUGCACUACCCCCAAGCCUACAGGCUCGCUAAUGAGGGUGAAAUGGAAGCUUUGUUGCAGGCCCUCAUCGUGGUCUCGCUCUGCUCUAGAUCUCUUCUGAGUGACCAGCUGGGCUGUGAAUUUUUCAAUUUGCUCAUAGCAGAGCAGUGCGAGCUGCUUUCAGAAAGCCUUCAGGAGACACGAGAAUUGUUCAUCCACUGCCUUCCAGGAACCAGAAAGACAGCCCUCGCCAUAAAGAUCACAGAGAAAAUUAAGGAUGUGUUCCAUUGCAAGCCAAAAGAGAUCCUCUAUGUUUGUGAAAGUGACUCCUUAAAGGAUUUUGUGACCCAGCAAACCACCUGCCAUGCUGUGACCCGGAAAACCUUCAUGAGAGGGGAAUUCCCAAAGAUCAAACACAUAGUGAUGGAUGAGACUGAGAAUUUCUGCAGUAAAUACGGUGACUGGUACGUGAAGGCAAGGAGCAUCACCCACCCAAAGGUGAGGGGCACUGGAAGUGAAAACCUUCACCACGGGAUUCUCUGGCUUUUUCUGGACCCUUUCCAAGUCCAUCAUGCAGAUAGCAAUGGCCUUCCCCCUCCAUCUGCUCAGUUUCCUCGAAAAACAGUCACCAACGGAACCCACUGCGCUUUGGAAAUAGCGAUGGUCAUGAAAGAAGAAAUGAAGAGGAUCAAAGAAAAUCCCCACUUCAACCUGUCUCCAGGCACAUUGGCAUCGUUCAGGGAAGCUGCCUACGAGGAAGCGAUGCGUGCCCAGGCUCUGCCUGGGGUGUGUGAGACAGAGACAAACCUGACCACAGAAGAAAUCGCGAAACGUGUGGCGGAAAGGUGUCACAACCUGUUCCAAUGUGGCUAUCUGCCCAAAGAUAUAGCAAUUCUGUGCAGGAGAGGGGAGGACAGAGGACGCUAUGAGCUUGCACUGCUAAGAGCAAUGGAAUUAUUUGAGACGCAUGGAGUCACAAAGGUUGUGUUCAGCCAGGCCUCUGGUGUUUUGGACAGUCACAUCGUUUUAGACAGUAUUCAGCAGUUUUCAGGCCUGGAGAGGAAUAUUGUGUUUGGGCUUAGUCCAGAAUAUGCCCGGUCAGAGGAAGUUCAUAAGCUCCGUUUUGCCUCGAAAGCCAUUAAACACCUCUACCUGCUUUAUGAAAGGAGGUCAGCCUCCUGAAAAUUAUUUCAAACAACAAAGAAAGACAGAGAGAGGAGUCCCUUCCCCCAGGCAGGUGGCAGCUAUGCUUUUUCACAUGUUACAAGUGGGGAAAUCAAGGCAGAAUCAGCAUAUCCUGGAGCCACAGAAAUGGUUCUUGGUACAGGGCCUUUCGGUCUAUCUGCAGGGUCACUGGCCUUUCCCCACGCCUCUUCACCUCUUCCCUGGGACUUAAAUUGGUCCCUUGCUUCCACUUUUCCUGGCCCAGUCCAGCUUCUCUCUUGUCAACCA
This is a messenger RNA of Vicugna pacos (alpaca), 3012 nucleotides long. RefSeq names its product schlafen family member 14 (gene SLFN14). Lineage: Eukaryota; Metazoa; Chordata; Mammalia; Artiodactyla; Camelidae. Gene Ontology annotation, molecular function: RNA endonuclease activity; ribosome binding. Gene Ontology annotation, biological process: rRNA catabolic process; mRNA catabolic process. The record is from RefSeq and is a predicted model, not a curated record.